Messenger RNA from Aricia agestis (brown argus), 756 nucleotides. RefSeq lists its product as uncharacterized. The transcript has 3 exons. Lineage: Eukaryota; Metazoa; Arthropoda; Insecta; Lepidoptera; Lycaenidae. The record is from RefSeq and is a predicted model, not a curated record. The coding region runs from base 1 to 756 and encodes 251 amino acids.
AUGGCGCUACUGAUAUGGCUACUCCUUUUUAAAAUGGUGUGCGCAAAAGAAAAUUACGCAAGCAAUGGGAUUUUACACCACAUAAACACGGGGAUGAAUAUCGCUAAGGAUUUUUUAGGAUCUGAAUCGGUAGCCCUCAAAGUAGCAGAUUUUGUUGUUCGCGCGUUCCAACCCACAAAGCAGCAUCAACGACCUUCACAUUUCGAAGAAUCUACGGAAAACGAUAAGAAAUUUUCCGAAGAGAAUGAAUUUAACGUGAAACAGUCUUCAUCCUUGUCGCCGUGGCGUCACAUAGUGCGACUACUGGGACUCCAGCCGAACCAGAUUAGUGCUGUUGCCGUCAAUGCCCUGAUAUUUGUUGCACAGAUGAUAACAACGUUCCUGUCAGGGCCAAGACAGCCAGGCAAAAACUUCAGAGCAGAGGAUCCUUUUAAGUUCGUCCUAAAUAAGAACUCCGAAAGGCUGCAACAGCUUCUAGCAACGGCUAAGAACGAAUCUCUACCAGAUUUAAUCAACCAAAUUGUAGAGGAACAAGAAUCCCAGGAAGAAACCAGCUGUAUUAAAUUGCUUGUAUGUAAACUGACACCAUUUAUAGAGAAGAUGCAAAGAACGGUGUUUAAUGAUGAUAGUAGAGAAGAAUAUGGGAAAAUCCGUGGCGCUGAGAUAUUGUACCGCCAUCUACCGACCAGCGACGAAAUUAAUUUAAGCAGCGACAUAUGUGAAAACAAAUAUAGAGAUUGUAAUUUACAUGAAUGA